AUGUGUGGAUUUACAAAAGUAAAAUUAAAAGUUAUGAGACCCGAUGCGCAUUUGAAAUUUGAAGCGCCAGACUCGAGCUGUUCAGAUAAACCGAAGAACAAUCUGUUCCACAAUGUAAGGGCAGAGGAAAUCAGGGAUUUUCGGGGUAUGAUGUGGAACUCCGGGAUGGGAAAAGAUGACAAUAUCCGGCACAAUGAAUAUCUAGGAGAAUUCGUUCCAGGUAAAGGCAGCGAUUUUAAGCCAAUAACUUCUAUGUCAAACCUUUACAAGUUAACAAUGAAAUAUGUAGCACACGUCAUGCAGUUGGAUGUUGCCAUGAGGUUACUUGCAGAGAACCAUUUAGUAACUGUUACCCAGCUUCAACGUGCGAAGGCACAGUUGAACCUGACGAUGGCAGUAGUCAUGAAGAACAAUGGAAAAGAAAAUACAACGAGGAAUCCUCCAAGGUGGUCACAUUUCUCCGCUGCUAUUCGUCCUGUGCAUGGACUCUUUGAGCCGUUGACUCAAUAUAAGGCACCCAAAACCGAUGAGAAUAUCAUGAAAUCUGUGGCAGAAGAAGUUGAAAAGUUUCUUGAUGUGGUAGGACUAGAAAUUCAGCAAAGUCAGCCACUAACAAUCGAGAAAUGCACUUAUAUGGCGGUACUCUUCGAAGGGAUUCAAGAGUAUAUAUACUUUGGAUUGCGUGAAGCGAGUGCAGCGAGAAUGCCAGAAUACGAUUUAGCUCUAGAAUCAAUGACUUUGUGA
Thelazia callipaeda (thelaziosis nematode) is the source of this 744-nucleotide messenger RNA. The record is from the annotation of a GenBank genome assembly. Lineage: Eukaryota; Metazoa; Nematoda; Chromadorea; Rhabditida; Thelaziidae.